AUGUUUUUGAAAGCAUAUGAGGAUACAUUCAACUGGAUGCCAUUGUGUGGAUUUAUUGCUGGAAGAAUCCUAUGCAUGCAUGGAGGAUUGUCACCUCAGUUGGCCAACAUUGAACAACUCCGACAUCUUCCACGUCCCCAGGAUCCACCAAAUCCAUCGAUGGGCAUCGAUCUUCUAUGGGCAGAUCCUGAUCAAUGGGUGAAGGGAUGGCAAGCCAACACACGCGGAGUGUCCUAUGUUUUUGGGCAAGAUGUGGUCUUCGAAACCUGUCAGAAACUAAACAUUGAUUUGAUUGCGAGAGCUCAUCAGGUAUGAGG
Molecule: messenger RNA, 317 nt
Organism: Strongylus vulgaris
Lineage: Eukaryota; Metazoa; Nematoda; Chromadorea; Rhabditida; Strongylidae
Source: the annotation of a GenBank genome assembly